AUGGCGCCAAGUAGGAGAAAGACCAGCAGGAUCUCAUCACCAAAUUUCAAGCAUGAUUCCACCGACACAAACAGCAAAGAUCACCCGCUAAAACAAUUCAUCGGAAGCUCUCGGCUAUUCGAAAAACCGAUUUCAAGUUUCUACGGAUGCGCCUUUAAUCCCUUCAUUUCGAAAAACGAAAAUCCAAUUGCAGCGGCAGUUGGAGACGAAUAUAUCAGCAUUUACUCAUUUCCCCAGUUCCAGCCUGAAAUGGUAAUGAAGGCUAGGAUCCAGUUAACCAAUAAAGACAGUCUCUACACAGUCGCCUGGUGCUAUGACAAUCUGGACCCCAGGAAUCCGCACAAAAUUGUGACCGGUGGCGAAUCUGGGGUCGUUUACGUCCUAGACGCCGCGACGUCAUCCCUUGAUCGUCAGCUAGUUGGCCAUAUGGACGCUGUGAACGAUAUUCGAAGAUCUCCAAAGAACUCAGCGUUAGUGGCGACGGCUUCAAAGGAUUCGACUGUUCGCCUCUUUCAUAUUCGCUCAGAAUCGUGCUUGGACUGGUCUCUUGACGCUUCCAUGAUUGUCAGCUGUGGUCACGAUCAUCGAGUUGUCGGUUGGAAUUUGACUCAAAAUCCGAUAAAACGUCAUCUGAGAAGAUGCUUGAUGAUUGUUGAUCUCGGAUACAAGUUGGGAGUCGUAAAAAGUUUCCAAAAUGAGAAGCAAUGGGAGUUGGAGAAGCUUUACGACCUCGAAGGCCACUCUCUGAUCUUCUGUCGCCCAUCCCACGUCAUAUCCAACGUCCAUCACGGUACUGCCGACUGCGUCCGAACGGUCCAGCUGAACAACAAGACCUACGUUCUAUCCCGAAAUUGCGGAGGCGAUGAUCAAAUUUCGCUAUGGAGAUUCGGAAGAAUGAAUGAAUCUCAAAGAAGUGUUCCAUCGGAGAAGGGAUUCCGAGAAGAUCAUACACUUCUCGCCAAGAAAAAGAUGAUCGAUGGAGCGGCGUGGUUCGCAAAAUUUGAUAUGGAUCCCGUUCGAAAACGCUGGCUUUGCACAACUGGAGAUCGUGGAACUGUGCAUUUUUAUGAUAUGAGAAAUCAGUUCAACGAGAAUCCAUUCCAAACGAUCAAAGCAAACCCCAAAAGUGUGAUCACCCGCCAAGUGGCAUUUUCUCCCAACGGACGCAUCGUUCUCGUCGUUGGCGAUGGUGGAUUCGUUGGUCGCAUCGAUCGAAUGCCUGCUAGUGGACCAAAAGCGCCAAAGAACAUUUGGAAGAUGAUCAGAUGA
Molecule: messenger RNA, 1269 nt
Organism: Caenorhabditis briggsae
Lineage: Eukaryota; Metazoa; Nematoda; Chromadorea; Rhabditida; Rhabditidae
Exons: 7
Coding region: 1-1269 (422 amino acids)
Biological process (GO): negative regulation of transcription by RNA polymerase II
Cellular component (GO): ESC/E(Z) complex
Molecular function (GO): protein binding; nucleosome binding
Source: RefSeq, a predicted model, not a curated record